This is a messenger RNA of Rodentolepis nana, 534 nucleotides long. NCBI's taxonomy places the organism in Eukaryota, Metazoa, Platyhelminthes, Cestoda, Cyclophyllidea, Hymenolepididae. The record is from the annotation of a GenBank genome assembly.
AUUCAAUUAGAGCGUGAAAUUCUACUUCAUCCAAAAUAUUUUGGUCCAAAUUUAAUCCAAACUGUCAAAGCAAAGCUCUUUUCAGAUAUUGAAGGCACUUGCACUGGAAACCAUGGGUUUAUUGUGGCUGUUACAAAUAUCGAGCACAUUGGCGCCGGAAAAUUGCUUCCCAAUAGAGGAUUUGUUCAGUACCCUAUUGUUUAUCGAGCGGUUGUUUUUCGUCCCUUCAAAGGUGAAGUCAUUGAUGCUGUCGUAACACAAGUCAAUAAAGUUGGCGUCAUUGCCGAAGCUGGCCCUCUCAACAUAUUCAUUUCCAAAUAUUCUAUCCCAAAUAAUGUGAAAUUUGAAGGAGCCGAACCCAAUGAAAAUUCAAAUGAAGAUGAGGGUGAAGAAGACGAGGUAAGUCCCUCAAUCACGCAAGUAAUUCAAUUAGAGGAUCGUAUUCGUGUUAGAAUUAUCGGUCUUCGUGUGGACUCUAGCGCAAUCUUUGCUGUUGGAACACUCAUGGAUGAUUAUCUAGGCCCUACUGUGUAA